AUGGGAAGUCAAAUGGAGAAGCAAUUUGCUUGUGCUUUGGCAUUUUUCUUGAUUGCCACAUGCACUAUGGCAUAUUCACCUUAUUCUUAUGAUUCAACAGAUUCAACAUACAAUAAAAUACCAACCACAGUAGCUAAAAGUGAAGAUUACAAGUUACCCUUAGUGCCUAAAGAGGAAUACAAGGUGUCUUCUUUGCCAGAGAAUGACUUCUACAAGAAGUUAUCAGUUCCAAAAGACAACUAUAAUAAGAAGGUGCCAUCAAUUUCAAAAGAUAACGACUACAAGGAACCCUCAAUGCCUAAAGAGGAAUACAAAAUGCCUUCUUUACCAAAGAAUGACUACAAGAAACCAUCACUUCAAGAAGAUAACUACAAGAAGGUGCCAACUGUUUCAGAGCUACCUUCAGUGCCUAAACCAGAAUACAAGGUGCCGUCUUUGCCAAAAAAUGACCACUACAAGAAAACAUCAGUUCCAGAAGAUAACUACAAGAAGCUGCCAUUUGUUUCAGAGGUACACUCAGUUCCUAAAGAGGAAUACAAGAUGCCUUCUUUACCAAAGAAUAACUACAAGAAACCAUCAGUUCAAGAAGAUAACUACAAGAAGGUACCAACUGUUCCAGAGAUACCCUCAGUGCCUAAACCAGACUACAAGGUGUCGUCUUUGCCAAAAACUGACCACUACAAGAAAACAUCAGUUCCAGAAGAUAACUACAAGAAGGUGUCAUUUGUUUCAGAGGUACCCUCAGUGCCUAAAGAGGAAUACAAGAUGCCUUCUUUACCAAAGAAUAACUACAAGAAACCAUCGGUUCAAGAAGAUAACUACAAGAAGGUGCCAACUGUUCCAGAGGUACCCUCAGUGCCUAAAGAGGAAUACAAGAUGCCUUCUUUACCAAAGAAUAACUACAAGAAACCAUCGGUUCAAGAAGAUAACUACAAGAAGGUGCCAACUGUUCCAGAGGUAUCCUCAGUGGCUAAACCAGAAUACAAGGUGCCGUCUUUGCCAAAAAAUGACUACUACAAGAAAACAUCAGUUCCAAAAGAUAACUACAAGAAGGUGUCAUCUGUUUCAGAGGCACCCUUAGUGCCUAAACAGGAAUACAAAGUGCCUUAUUUGUUAAAGAAUGACUACUACAAGAAGCCAUCAAUUCCAGAAGAUAACUAUAGGAAGGUGUCAUAUGUUCCGGUACCCUCAGUGCCUAAACAUGAAUACAAAGUGCCUUCUUUGCCAAAGAAUGACUAUUACAAAAAGCCAUCAGUUCCAGAAGAUAACUACAAGAAGGUGCCAUCUGUUCUAGAGGUACCCUCGGUGCCUAAACAGGAAUAUAAAGUGUUUUCUUUGCCUAAGAAUGACUAUUACAAGAAGUCAUUUGUUCCAGAAGAUAACUAUAAGAAGGUGCCAUCAGUUUCAACAGAUAAUGACUACAAGGUACCAUCAGUACCUAAACAAGAAUACAAGAUGUCUUCUUUGCCAAAGAAUGACUACAAAAAACCAUCAAUUCCAGAAGAUAACUACAAGAAGGUGCCAACUGUUUCAGAGAUACCCUUAGUGCCUAAACCAAAAUACGAGAUGCCGUCUUUCCCAAAAACGGACUACUUCAAGAAACCAUCACCUUCUCCAUCACCACCACCUCCAUAUUACUAAAUUUUCAUCUCUCAUGUUCAACAUGUUUCAAUGAAGUCCUUCUCCAGCUCAACAUAUAUAACCCAUAGGGUUCUCAUAUUAAGAGUUCGAAGGCAUGAUAUCAA
Molecule: messenger RNA, 1745 nt
Organism: Solanum tuberosum (potato)
Lineage: Eukaryota; Viridiplantae; Streptophyta; Magnoliopsida; Solanales; Solanaceae
Product: periaxin-like
Exons: 1
Coding region: 1-1641 (546 amino acids)
Source: RefSeq, a predicted model, not a curated record